UGAAAAGUGUAGCAGGGUGUUUUUUUUUCCUUUUUUUAGACAAAAUAGUAUUUUUUUCCUGUUCGCAAUGUUUAGUACACUUGCAUGUUUACCGGGAACAAUAGAAUAGGAACAACGGGUGCCUUGCGGUGUAUAUUGUGCUAAAUUUCGCCUUCUGGCUGUGUGCGUGUGUAGGUGUGUGGAUCGUUUUUUUUCUUGCUGCUGCAUCUCUUGUAUUUCAUCAUCGCAAAUAAAAUCAUGUCUCAUCUCGUUGAAUUUCUCUCGUGCUCUCUCAGGUGCGCCUUUGCUCUCUCGCUCUCGCUCUGUAUCUUCGCAUGAAUGUUUUCGUCCAGUCCAUGCUAAAACGUUCUUUCAUUAUCGAUUGAACAUCAGCGAGUUGUUCACCGGCAACAUUACGGCUAAUUGAAGCAGAACCGAAUGAAGUGAAAAGUGCGUGAAAUAAACCCAAUUCUAGAGGAAAGCAAAAGUGUGCGUGCGUGUGUAGUGUUUUUUUUAUUAUUUCUUUUUGCUGACAGUACGUCAUCUGACAACAGAGCAUCAACGAAGUAGGCAGCAUUUUUGACAGACGCACGGCACACAACACAAACUCUCCCCUUCGCCUUCCGAAGGGUAGAGAGAGAGAGAGAGUGAGUGAAAGAGGAAGCGUUUAGGAAAAGUGCUCGGUGCGUGUGAGAAAGGGACCGCCGAUUAACGGGAGGGGGUGGUAGACGUCAAAAUGGCGCACCAAAUGCUGGCACCGUCCGUGAACUGUUCACUGGAUGAUAUCGAUCUGAACGCACUGAAGGAUCCUGCUGGAAUCUUUGAGCUGAUCGAAGUCGUCGGAAAUGGAACAUACGGACAGGUGUACAAGGGUCGCCACACAAAGACUGGACAACUCGCUGCCAUUAAGGUGAUGGACGUCACCGAGGAGGAGGAGGAAGAGAUCAAGCUGGAGAUCAACGUAUUAAAGAAAUAUUCCAACCAUCGCAACAUUGCCACAUACUAUGGUGCAUUUAUCAAAAAGACGCCCGCCGGCAAAGACGACCAGCUGUGGCUGGUGAUGGAGUACUGCGGAGCCGGUUCCGUCACCGAUCUGGUAAAGUCGACCAAGGGCCAGAGCCUAAAGGAGGAAUGGAUAGCGUACAUCUGUCGCGAGAUUCUGCGCGGUCUGAGCUACCUGCACACGAACAAGGUGAUACACCGUGACAUCAAGGGCCAGAAUGUGCUGCUGACGGACAAUGCGGAGGUAAAGCUGGUCGACUUCGGUGUAUCGGCCCAGCUAGACAAAACCAUCGGCCGGCGGAACACUUUCAUUGGUACACCUUACUGGAUGGCACCGGAAGUCAUAGCAUGUGAUGAAAACCGGGACGCAACGUACGACAACCGGUCCGAUCUCUGGUCACUAGGUAUUACCGCGCUCGAAAUGGCAGAAUCACAGCCACCGCUGUGUGAUCUUCAUCCGAUGCGUGCGCUCUUUCUAAUCCCGCGCAAUCCACCACCGCGCAUGAAGUCGAAGAAGUGGUCGAAAAAAUUCCACAGCUUCAUCGACACGGUGCUGGUGAAAGAUUACCAUCAACGGCCUUACACGGAGCAGUUACUGAAGCACCCUUUCAUCAAAGAGCAACCAACAGAAAGACAAGUUAGAAUACAGCUUAAAGAUCAUAUCGAUAGGUGUAAGAAGCGUAAGCAGGAGAAGGAACGCGACGACUAUCGUUAUUCCGGAUCAGAAAAUGAUGACGACGACGGGCAAACCGCGGGUGAACCGUCCUCGAUCAUACAGGCACCGGGCAACGAUACGCUACGGCGUACGUUCCACCAGAUACAGGAGGGUCGAAUGCAGAACGCCGAACAGCAGCAGCCACCGAACCGAAAUCAGAAACCACAACCUCGAGAUGAACGAAGUAAACCGCAACCGGUAGAGGAACCGGGUCCACCAUCCAGACCACAGCUACCGCAGCGUCUGAUAGUGGUGCCGGAUCCGCCGGCGAACAGCAAUGCAAAUCGACCUCUGCCACCGACACCGCGCAGUGGCAGCGGUUCGUCCUCCCAGCCACAACAGCCAUCGUCACAGACGCCGCAACAGCCGGCACGCAAUCAGCAAAACUUCUUCAAACCGGUGCUACCACCGAGACGACCUGAGGAAUUGGACAUGUUGGCCGCACAACUAAACGAACUGGGCGUCUCCUCCCCCCCGCAGCAGUCGCAGCAAGCGCAACCGGAGGCGCCACCGCGGAACAAUCGCCCACAGCCCGGACCGCCCGUGCUGCCUGGUCAGCAAGCCCAACAGCAGCAACAGGUCAGUGUAGGUGGGGUUGGUGCUAGCGGUGUCGGCAAGGCACCCGCCAUUGCACCGAACGGCAACAAUAACAGCAGCAAUGGUGGCGGUGGCAGCAGUGGCAACAUCAAUAACAAUAACCAUCAUCCGCAACCGAUCAAUCCGCUCGAUCCGAUCGAAAGCUCCGACUCGGACUCGGAACCGGAGGAACCGAACGGCCGAACACGAAACGACGGCACGCUUCUGGCCAGCGAUCCACCGAUGCCACUUCCCGAAUUUUCCUAUAGGACGGGUGGCUUGGGAGUGCUCGCCGAAUCCGACCAGAACAAUCAGUCCUCGUCGAGCACGCCAGCGGGCGGUGGCAGUGGAGCCGGUGUCCUGUCGCCUCCGGGUGGCGGCGGCGGCGGCGGCGGUGGACCUCCAAACCGACCGCUACCACCAACGCCGGACGACGAUGACGCACAGGGCGACGGGACACUCAUCAAGCGGAACUUCGACAAUAAGUCAUCCUCGUCCAUUGGAACGACCACCACCUCAUCGUCCGCUUCGACCGGCUCAACGACCCACUCUGAAAGCGACGAAGCCGUCCUGUUGCGUGAUUGGGAUUUCGAAAGAUUCUUCCCAUCGAACGAGCGUCCCAAACCUGCGCAGCGCCAUUCGAUGUCAGACAAAACAUCGUCCUCCUCCUCCAACUCACCGGCCGAUUCAAAUGGACGCAUGCGCACGAACGCGAUCGACAAUAAGACGCGCAAAGAACUUGCCAAUUCGACCGCUUCCUGCGCGAUGAAGAAACCGUAUCAGCAGCAGAUGAAUCUGGCCUACGCCGAGAAACGUAAGGUGGAGGAGAUGAACAACAAGAUCCGGCUGGAGGAGCACGUAAAGCAUGAAAUCUUUGCCCGGCAACGGUUACAGCUGGAUAAGGCUUCGUCACCUUCGAGGGCCUUGGGUGGACAACAAGCGUCACAGCAGCAGCAGGCGCACAAGCGCCAGGAAUCUGAUUCACGAUUGCCGCUUAACUUUGCCCGUGCAUUCCGGCGCGAAAAUUCGGACUUUUUCCCACUCUCCAAGCGCCACUCGGCGAUAUUGGGCGAAGCGUCUGCGGACGCUAAAUCAAUGUCCUCAGGAGGUGGAGGAGGAGGCAGUCAGGGUUUGCAGCAACAGCAGCAGCAACGCUCCAGUGCCAUCUUUUCGCGCAGCAGUCGCAACAAAUUCGAGCCCAUUUUGACCAACUUUUCGCUCAACAAUCCGUCCGGCAGUGAUGACGAGCGGCGUACGUCCCGUCUAACUCCACCGCGUCCCGGUCAGCAGGGUGUGGGAGGUGGAGCAGCAUCUAGUGAAGGUGGCAGCGGUGGUGGUGGUGUUGGAAGUGGUGGGAAUCCUAACGGUCGACAGCAGAGUCCGCUGGCAGGGUCGCAGGUGACCACACGCAAUAUGGACUUUUUGCGUCCGCGUCGCGAAAAAACUGAAUCGGUUAUCUUCGUACGUAAUUCACCCAACCGGCCGCAGCAAAUGAUGCUGCUUGAUGGUCAACAGAAGAAUCGCUCUGGGGAGAACAGUAGCCUCGGUACGCCCGGGCAGCGAACGAGCAGUGUCCUGCCGGAUCUACUUAGUCAAGCAUCACCGGCAACACCUCCGAGACAUGACAAGUCCGCUAGCGAAGAGUAUCGGGCAGCGGUUAAUUCCUCCGUACAGUCGAACCUCUCCGUCCCCGGUAGCAUGCAAUCCAAAUCCUUCCUUCCAGCUGCAAACAGUACGAACAGCGUAACCACCAACAACACCACCAACAACCUGAGCGCCGUUGGCCCAGUCAGUGGCACACCGGGAAGUAAAGGGAACGCUUCGCCCCAUUCGACCGUGUCGAACUCGUCGUCCUCCCGCAACAACAGUCCCAAUCAUUCGAUUAACACUAGACUUCUAAGCAGUAGUAGUAAUAGUAGUAGUAGCGUCGUCGUCGUCAAUCAUAAACUGCUCAAUAACAAUCAUUUACUACCUCCUCCCUACCAUCAACAAUACCAACAUCAUCACCACCAACAACAACAACAACAUCUGCAAAUGGGUACCAUACCCGUGCAUCUGCUUCCCGGCGCUAAUGGGAAUGCCAACGCCAACAACAACCACCAACAAUCAUCACCGGGUUCUGCACAACAACCGUUACCGGUGUCGCCAUUUUCGUUGGCCCUGCAACAGAAGCAGCGCAGUUUUCUCACGUUUGGCUUUGGCGCACAGUCAGGCGGGUCGGCCGCAUCGCGCCGCGAAAGCCAUGUGAACGUGAACGUGACACCGACGUCACAUGAUGCUGCAAGCGAUACGCCCGAAAUUCGGAAGUACAAGAAGCGCUUCAAUUCGGAGAUACUGUGUGCGGCACUGUGGGGUGUGAACCUGCUGAUCGGUACGGAGAAUGGGUUGAUGUUGCUGGAUCGGUCCGGACAGGGCAAGGUCUACCAGCUGAUAUCUCGUAGACGGUUCCAGCAGAUGGAGGUGCUCGAAGGACAAAACAUUCUGGUGACCAUCUCGGGCAAGAAGAAUCGUGUCCGCGUGUAUUACCUGUCCUGGCUCAAGUCAAAAAUUUUGCGCACAGAUGGACUAACGGAUCAACAAGUGGAACGUCGCAACGGCUGGAUCAAUGUCGGUGAUCUGCAGGGUGCAGUACACUUCAAGAUCGUCAAGUACGAGCGAAUCAAGUUCCUUGUGAUCGCUCUGAAGGACUCGAUCGAAAUCUAUGCCUGGGCACCGAAGCCGUACCAUAAAUUUAUGGCAUUUAAGAGCUUCGGUGAACUGAUGCAUCGGCCCCUUUUGGUCGAUCUAACGGUCGAGGAACAGACGCGACUAAAGGUUAUCUACGGGUCGGCGGAAGGUUUCCAUGCGGUCGAUCUCGAUUCGGCAACCGUUUACGAUAUCUAUCUUCCUAAGCAUACUCAGGGUCCAAUUUCGCCACACUGUAUCGUAACGCUGCCGAACUCGAACGGUAUGCAGCUGUUGCUGUGCUACGACAACGAAGGUGUCUACGUCAACACGAUGGGCCGCGUAUCAAAGAACAUCGUGUUGCAGUGGGGCGAAAUGCCAACCUCCGUUGCGUACAUUGGCACCGGUCAAAUUAUGGGCUGGGGCAACAAAGCAAUCGAGAUUCGCUCGGUAGAAACCGGCCACUUGGACGGAGUGUUUAUGCACAAAAAGGCGCAACGUCUCAAGUUCCUUUGCGAGCGGAACGACAAGGUUUUCUUCAGCAGUGCCAAAGGCGGCUCGUCCUGUCAGAUCUACUUCAUGACGCUGAACAAACCGGGCAUGGCCAACUGGUAAACCACCAAUGUCCCGGUUGAGAUGGUAGGAAAUAUAGGACGAGCGACAGCCGAAAUCGCUAACGUGUUGCGUGUGUAUGUGUGUAGCAGAGAAACGACGAGAACGAUGGGAAAAAAACAAACAAAACAAUCUUUUUACAGCAUCCCCCAUUCAAGAAAGUGUCCUCCCCGACAAAGGCUUUUGAAAAGAUGCAGUGGUGUUUUGCAUAGAAAAAAAAACCCACAGUUUGCAAAUGUGCACACCCUCAUACAUACACACAAACAAAAAAUGGACACAGAAGCGAAAUGAGAAACAAAACAAAACAAAACAAACCAGAAAAAACAUCCCGGGCUAGCAGCAAACGUAAUAAUUGCAGUACAGUGAACAGGAAACCUUUUUACUCUAGAAAAUAGUAGCAAACACAAUAUAUAAACGAAUUAUUAAAGCCGACGAAGGCAAACAAAACAAGCCGAACAAAACAGAAAACAAACCCGCAAACGGAAGCAUAAUGGUGUGGUUGCGAAAUCGUAAGAAAAGGUAAUAGAAAGGAGUAGAACACGGAAUAGAUAACCAAGUUAGAUAACAUUAUUAUCGGAAUGCGCACCGAUAUGGGUACACACACACACACAAAGGCACACCCUGUUUGCACCGUAUUUUGUGCAAAAAAAAACUGGGGUGAGACUUAGAACGACGUCACUAAUUAGAGAGUGCGACGAAUAUCGUUGUUAGCAGCAACAAGCAAUCCCAUCUUAUGAGCGCAUUUCCCAGUAUUAUUCCGGAACUGUGCAAACCUCCCUCAAUUCUCCUUUCCCUUCCCUACUUCCGGUGCGCGUUCGAUUGCUGUUUGGUGCUCUGAUGUAUUUUUUUUUCUUUGUGACUACAACCUCUACUCUCUUCUAUACGAUGCAUCUAUUCCAAUAUGGACGCGCCUCAGUUGUAUCGAUUUUGGGCAUUUUCCCUCAGUCUGUAUUAUUCAGGUUAGCAUUUGUAGCACGGUAAUGAACUCUUUUAUCUGCUACGCGUUGAGAUAUAUAUCGAAAUAGGCAGGAUACAUAAGCAGGCAUCAAAACACGAUGAUGGGGCGCGACCGUUCAAUUAUUAAUGCGAAAGCUGAAGGACGGAGGUAUCAUGGAAAAGUGAGAAUAAUUCAAAGAAAAGUUCUAGUAGUGUUUUCCCUCCCUAUUUUUUCGCAGUAAUGUUACCUAGCGUGGUAUGCCGUUAAAUCAAGACAGUAUCCUUUUUGUUUUGGUGUUGCACUUAAACCGGAAUCAGAAUCGUCAACAGGUGUGAAAAGGUGUGUCGUAUGUAAACGGAAGAGAAGAGUAGGAAAGCAUUUUCGAUUUUGAUGCAACAUUUCUUCCAAACGAUCAGCUGUCGUUUACGUUUUUUUACCCCUGUAUUUGUAGUAACCGGUAGCAAACUUUGCAAUCGAAUUUUAACUACAAACUUCAUACAGAAUAAUAUGGAACUGUGUGAAUUUGAUAUAGAUAUAUUGUUUUUUUUUACACACACACACACACACCCUCUCCCAACACUAUCUUAACGUGCAGCAAUCAUUCACGCCCAAAAGCAUUUUGUGUGUGUGUAAGUGGUUUUUCGGUUUUAUCUAAAUGAAUUAUUUCGGUUUUCAUCACGCUAUAGAGAUUCGCCAGUAUGCAAAUAUUUGAGAUUAGUGCAAAAUAGUGACGGUACAUAUUAAAGAAAGUCCAGCCAGAUUAGGUAGAACGGACAAUUGUUUAGACAUAUGUGUGUGUGUAUGCGCAAAGGGUUGUUUAUAUUUUGAUUUCUUUUCCAUUUUUGCAAUCUGUUCUUCUAAUCAUUUCAUACUGAUGUCUUAUUAUCUGUUUAUUUUUUUUUCACAUCAUUCACAUCUCGUAUUUAAAGUCUGCAAACAGAGAGUGCGCAACACAGGGAAUUUGUUAGUUAAGAUAUUGCGUGAUAGCUUGGUAUAACAACAACGUGCCAACGAACGGUGGCGUUUGUGGGACCAACCUCAAAACGAGCCACUUGCCAUCGGUUCGUGACACACACACACAGCAAAAGAGAAGCAAAGUUUGAUAAUUCGGCACACUGAUUUAUGUCCACACAGCGCGACCGGAACUAGUAAUAGUGUGGAAAUCGAAAUAUUUAUCACGCUCCGUAUAGUUCGCGCCUGAGUGGGCUAUAGUUUAUUUUUGUUUUCAAUUUUAAAGUUUUUUUUUUGUUUUUUUUUUGCUUCUCAUCUUUAUGUUUUCUUUUCUCGUUUGUUUACAUAUACAUAUGCUUAUUAUAUAUAUAUACAUACAUAAAGAUAUCCAGAAGAUAGUAUUUUAUUUUUUUCCUUCUCACUUAUAUAGCUCGAAGUAAAAACGUUGCUGCAAGAAAGUAAAGCAAAAAGCAAAGCAUAAGUAAAUGAAAAGAGAACUCGAACAACUUGUAGCACACAUAGUUAACGACUGUAUCGUGCUCUAAAGGAAUGGGGGGGUAAACGUGUGGUAGAAAAACACAAAGUGUGUAGAAAGCAUAAAUGCAGGGUUAGAACGCACAUUGUGCGAAGAGAAACUCGCCGAAAGGUAACGAAAAGGAUUAAACUUUAGAAACUAUAAAAAAAGAAGAAAAAAAAACACGCUAGACCGAAACCCGAGAUAGUAGUACGUAAAGAAGAAAGAAGAGUAAGCGAAAGAGUUAGAAAACCGUACUUUGAUCGCGAUGGCGUCCUAGUUUGAGAUCGGAGGGGGAUUUUUUUAAAAAUCAUUAUAAACCCGCUCCCGCUCGGGUUAUGGAACCGUGCAUGCGGUGGGCAUUAUGCUCCCAUUUUCCAAUUUAUAAGCAAAAACAUUAAAACAAACGAACAAGAAAAAACAAACAUGAAAUUUGCCCAUCCAUGGGCAAAGGGAGGAGCGUGUGUGUGUGCAUGUUAUCGUUCACGUAAUCAUUCGCCUACAUUAGAACACGUAUUAAAACAAACGUAAAAGAAAAGAAAAAACAGUCAUAAACAUACAUACACAGCAAAAACACAACUACACACACAAACAAUCAAAAACUCAUUCACAAAAUCAUUCUAUCUCUCUAUCUCUCUGUUUUUUGAAUUAGGAAACCCAUAGCAAGUAAGAUGAUUUUGGGAAAGAAACAAAGUGAAAACGAUGUUGAAGCAUAAGAGUGCGCAACCAUGUAAUAAGCAUGAUAGAGGAAAUAGUAAGGAAACAGGACAAUUAGACACAGCACAGAAAGUGUGCAAAGUGGGAAAGUGUGGCAUGAAAGGAGGAAAAAAAACAACAACCGGCAUAUUAGCAUAAAUGGAGAGCAUGAUGUGCGCGCGUCAGAAAGAACAAAACAAGUAAAGCGAACGAUACGAUGAAUGAGGUAUAUAUGUGUAUAGAACAGCAGCGGCAGCAGCAGCAGAAGUGCAGUGGGAAAUAAAACUAUCGGCAAGAAAAUGUAAGUCCUGAACAUA
Messenger RNA from Anopheles funestus (African malaria mosquito), 8963 nucleotides. RefSeq names its product serine/threonine-protein kinase mig-15 (gene msn). Gene Ontology annotation, biological process: protein phosphorylation. The transcript has 19 exons. NCBI's taxonomy places the organism in Eukaryota, Metazoa, Arthropoda, Insecta, Diptera, Culicidae. The record is from RefSeq and is a predicted model, not a curated record. Gene Ontology annotation, molecular function: ATP binding; protein kinase activity. The coding region runs from base 716 to 5551 and encodes 1611 amino acids.